Messenger RNA from Culex pipiens pallens (northern house mosquito), 1749 nucleotides. Its product is annotated as proline-rich protein 36-like. The transcript has 2 exons. The record is from RefSeq and is a predicted model, not a curated record. NCBI's taxonomy places the organism in Eukaryota, Metazoa, Arthropoda, Insecta, Diptera, Culicidae. The coding region runs from base 16 to 1359 and encodes 447 amino acids.
GGGCCAAAAUCGAAGAUGCCUAAAUCUGGAAAGAUUGAGGUGGUUGCGUGCUGUGAAGCCGGUUCUCGUGGAACGAAGAUUAGUUGUGAAUUCUGCGCCAAGAGCUGGCAUAUAAAGUGCGCCAAUAUUACUGCGAACGCACUCAAAACACUUCGCGACACUGGUGGUGCGUGUUGGCUUUGCCCGACGUGCAGAUCACCAGAUGGAAGACAACCUGCUUCGAGUGAUACCAGCAAGCUGAUCCUCCAGCGUGUCACAUCUGCGCUGUUGCUCAUCGGGAAUUUGACGGAUACAAUGCGAGUCUUCUGUCGGAUGUACUCUGCAUCGCUCUCGACGCCCGUUAAGACGCUGCCGGCUGCUCUUGAUCCUGACCUCUCCGACGCCUUUCACGCCAAUCUGAGCAAUCUUUUUGACUCGAUUCUUGGUGAUGGGAACAAAAGACCCCGUACGAGCAGCUUGUCCAGGCCAUCUGAAGUUCAACCCGAGAAAAUUCUGAGAGUUGACAUUCCGGUUGACCAAACUAUCGAGUCAAACAUUACAGUUCCUCCCGUUUCAGACGCUGCUGGCACUUUCCCGACGGCCACACCAGAAAAUUUGGCCGCGACUCUGCUGGCCGCCGCUGUACUCGGCGUUUCUCCUUCGGCUUCCCAGCAAUUGCCCGCCGCCGCCGUUGCCGCUGCCACCGCCGCCGCCUCGCCAGUCACUCCGCUGGCUAUCUCUCAGCAGCUCGGCGCUUCUCAGCCGGCCGGUUUCCAGCAAUCCCCAACCGCCGAAACCGCCGCCCUCCCGCCGGUUGCCAAUCCGCAAGUAGCCGCCGUCGCAGCAAUUCCGCCUACAAUUCAGUCCGGCGUACUACCGCUGAUCUCCCCUCAGCAAGUAGCCGACCUGUCGCAGAUGGAUUUGUCGUCCCCGCAGCCUCUAGUUUCGCCACCACCGACCAUGCUUUCCGCCCAGCCUCUGGUCAAGCCUCAGCCGCCGCCGCCGCAAAUCAUGCCCUCGCUCCAGCCUCUGAUUUCGCCGCCACCGCCGCUAACACUGGCUCCGCCUCCGCCUCUGAUUACGCAGCCGCUGCAGACUGCGCCGCUAGCAUCAACCUCUGCUGUUACACCCAGCUUCCACAACGAACUUGCCGCCCGCUCUUCAGCAGUUAUCAACACCAACCAACAAUCGACAAGACCUACUGUUAAUUUUAUACCAUACCCGACCAGUUUUACCGUAACCGAAGGAAAUCAUAUUAACGUUUAUGGACCUAGUCCACCACUGCUUGAUCAGCAGCUUACAGUCAGUUCCACCCAGAAUGCUCAAACACGCCAAACAAAUUGUAUGCCACACUGCCACACACCACUCAAACCACUUUAGACCACAAUCAAACAUCGAUCAGUCUCAAUCAGCCCCACCAUACAUUACUUGUAGCCCAUCUUGCGCAACCAGCACCAGAGCUGAAAUGGUAUUACGUUUCUCGAUUCUUGCCAAACGAGACUCCCGAAAACUUGAUUCGCUACAUUCGAAACCAAACGAAUUGUGACCCAACCUCAAUCGUGUGCCAGAAGCUAGUUCGCAAAAAUCGUAAUUCGAACAGACCUCUCACAUUUCUCUCAUUCAAACUAAGUGUCCCUGAAUCGAUCGAGAACUCAGUCACUGCUGCUGAUUUUUGGCCUGAAGGAGUUACCAUUAAGCCUUUUUUUUAUCGAAUCGACAACCCGCCGAACAAACUGGUCCUCCCCUGUACAGCCUCCAGCAGCAGAACAG